AUGAAACAAAUAAUUAUUAUUAUUUUAACCAUUCUCGUAUUUCUUGGAUUAUCUUUUAUUCAAGCAGAAGAUGCCUACUUUGCAUUUAGAACACAUGGAUCAAAACAUGACUUUAUUUUUAAAUUAUCAGAAGUAGAAAAGAUUGAACAUACCAGAAAACUAUUAAAAGAUAACCGAAAUGAACAACCAAUCCAUGUAAUGGGAAGAAUCAAAAAGACACAAAAAGAUUAUAAUCCAUACUACUCUUUUCAUCUUGACCCUGAUACUAUCACCUUUUUCGAUAUGUCCAUCGGAGUUUGUGACAGUACUCUUCAAUAUGUCGAAGAACAUUUAGAUCAAGUCGGGGGUGCUUUUCUUCCAGGAUAUUACAGAUUAUUCAUUAUUCAACGAAAAACCGAUCAUGAAAACCCAUUGACCUCCAUACCGACAAUGCUUUGUGGCUUUUCUCCAGGAGAUAUUCCUCGAGAUAAAUUUUCGUUGGUCGUAGAGUUUUUGUUGACAAAGGAUCUUUGA
Cavenderia fasciculata is the source of this 513-nucleotide messenger RNA. RefSeq lists its product as uncharacterized. The coding region runs from base 1 to 513 and encodes 170 amino acids. The record is from RefSeq and is a predicted model, not a curated record. The transcript is spliced from 3 exons. Lineage: Eukaryota; Evosea; Eumycetozoa; Acytosteliales; Cavenderiaceae.